GUGGCCUCCCGCAGGUGAGUACAGCUGCUCCUUCGGUUUCCCUGAAACCUAACCCGCCCUGGGGAGGCGCGCAGCAGAGGCUCCGAUUCGGGGCAGGUGAGAGGCUGACUUUCUCUCGGUGCGUCCAGUGGAGCUCUGAGUUUCGAAUCGGUGGCGGCGGAUUCCCCGCGCGCCCGGCGUCGGGGCUUCCAGGAGGAUGCGGAGCCCCAGCGCGGCGUGGCUGCUGGGGGCCGCCAUCCUGCUGGCAGCCUCUGUCUCCUGCAAUGGCACCAUCCAAGGAACCAAUAGAUCCUCUAAAGGAAGAAGCCUUAUUGGUAAGGUUGAUGGCACAUCCCACGUCACUGGAAAAGGAGUUACAGUUGAAACAGUCUUUUCUGUGGAUGAGUUUUCUGCAUCUGUCCUCACUGGAAAACUGACCACUGUCUUCCUUCCAAUUGUCUACACAAUUGUGUUUGUGGUGGGUUUGCCAAGUAACGGCAUGGCCUUGUGGGUCUUUCUUUUCCGAACUAAGAAGAAGCACCCUGCUGUGAUUUACAUGGCCAAUCUGGCCUUGGCUGACCUCCUCUCUGUCAUCUGGUUCCCCUUGAAGAUUGCCUAUCACAUACAUGGCAACAACUGGAUUUAUGGGGAAGCUCUUUGUAAUGUGCUUAUUGGCUUUUUCUAUGGCAACAUGUACUGUUCCAUUCUCUUCAUGACCUGCCUCAGUGUGCAGAGGUAUUGGGUCAUCGCGAACCCCAUGGGGCACUCCAGGAAGAAGGGAAACAUUGCCAUUGGCAUCUCCCUGGCAAUAUGGCUGCUGAUUCUGCUGGUCACCAUCCCCUUGUAUGUCGUGAAGCAGACCAUCUUCAUUCCUGCCCUGAACAUCACGACCUGUCAUGAUGUUUUGCCUGAGCAGCUCUUGGUGGGAGACAUGUUCAAUUACUUCCUCUCUCUGGCCAUUGGGGUCUUUCUGUUCCCAGCCUUCCUCACAGCCUCUGCCUAUGUGCUGAUGAUCAGAAUGCUGCGAUCUUCUGCCAUGGAUGAAAACUCAGAGAAGAAAAGGAAGAGGGCCAUCAAACUCAUUGUCACUGUCCUGGCCAUGUACCUGAUCUGCUUCACUCCUAGUAACCUUCUGCUUGUGGUGCAUUAUUUUCUGAUUAAGAGCCAGGGCCAGAGCCAUGUCUAUGCCCUGUACAUUGUAGCCCUCUGCCUCUCUACCCUUAACAGCUGCAUCGACCCCUUUGUCUAUUACUUUGUUUCACAUGAUUUCAGGGAUCAUGCAAAGAACGCUCUCCUUUGCCGAAGUGUCCGCACUGUAAAGCAGAUGCAAGUAUCCCUCACCUCAAAGAAACACUCCAGGAAAUCCAGCUCUUACUCUUCAAGUUCAACCACUGUUAAGACCUCCUAUUGAGUUUUCCAGGUCCUCAGAUGGGAAUUGCACAGUAGGAUGUGGAACCUGUUUAAUGUUAUGAGGACGUGUCUGUUAUUUCCUAAUCAAAAAGUUCUCACCACAUACCAUGUGGAUGCAGCACCUCUCAGGAUUGCUAGGAGCUCCCCGGUUUGCAUGAGAAAAGUAGUCCCCCAAAUUAACAUCAGUGUCUGUUUCAGAAUCUCUCUACUCAGAUGACCCCAGAAACUGAACCAACAGAAGCAGACUUUUCAGAAGAUGGUGAAGACAGAAACCCAGUAACUUGCAAAAAGUAGACUUGGUGUGAAGACUCACUUCUCAGCUGAAAUUAUAUAUAUACACAUAUAUAUAUAUUUUACAUCUGGGAUCAUGAUAGACUUGUUAGGGCUUCAAGGCCCUCAGAGAUGAUCAGUCCAUCUGAACGACCUUACAAAUGAGGAAACCAAGAUAAAUGAGCUGCCAGAAUCAGGUUUCCAAUCAACAGCAGUGAGUUGGGAUUGGACAGUAGAAUUUCAAUGUCCAGUGAGUGAGGUUCUUGUACCACUUCAUCAAAAUCAUGGAUCUUGGCUGGGUGCGGUGCCUCAUGCCUGUAAUCCCAGCACUUUGGGAGGCUGAGGCAGGCAGAUCACUUGAGGUCAGGAGUUCGAGACCAGCCUGGCCAUCAUGGCGAAACCUCGUCUCUACUAAAAAUACAAAAGUUAACCAGGUGUGUGGUGCACGUUUGUAAUCCCAGUUACUCAGGAGGCUGAGGCACAAGAAUUGAGUAUCACUUUAACUCAGGAGGCAGAGGUUGCAGUGAGCCGAGAUUGCACCACUGCACUCCAGCUUGGGUGAUAAAAUAAAAUAGUCGUGAAUCUUGUUCAAAAUGCAGAUUCCUCAGAUUCAAUAAUGAGAGCUCAGACUGGGAACAGGGCCCAGGAAUCUGUGUGGUACAAACCCGCAUGGUGUUUAUGCACACAGAGAUUUGAGAACCAUUGUUCUGAAUGCUGCUUCCAUUUGACAAAGUGCCGUGAUAAUUUUUGAAAAGAGAAGCAAACAAUGGUGUCUCUUUUAUGUUCAGCUUAUAAUGAAAUCUGUUUGUUGACUUAUUAGGACUUUGAAUUAUUUCUUUAUUAACACUCUGAGUUUUUGUAUGUAUUAUUAUUCAAGAAAAAUACAAUCAGGAUUUUAAAUAUGUAAAUACAAAUUUUGUAUAACUUUUUAUGACUUCAGUGAAAUUUUCAGGUAGUCUGAGUAAUAGAUUGUUUUGCCACUUAGAAUAGCAUUUGCCACUUAGUAUUUUAAAAAAUAAUUGUUGGAGUAUUUAUUGUCAGUUUUGUUCACUUGUUAUCUAAUACAAAAUUAUAAAGCCUUCAGAGGGUUUGGACCACAUCUCUUUGGAAAAUAGUUUGCAACAUAUUUAAGAGAUACUUGAUGCCAAAAUGACUUUAUACAACGAUUGUAUUUGUGACUUUUAAAAAUAAUUAUUUUAUUGUGUAAUUGAUUUAUAAAUAACAAAUUUUUUUUACAACUUAUUUCUGAGUUGUGCGUUUGUUUUGAGGGAAGGAGUGAGAGAAGGCAGGCAACAGCUUCACCCCUGUAAAAGUGGACACUCACACCAAACUCUGUGACAACGGUUUUUCAUUUAAAAAUGUUUUAGAGGCCAGGCGCAGUGGCACACGCGUGUAAUCCCAGCACUUUGGGAGGCCGAGGUGGGUGGAUCACCCGAGGUCAGGAGUUCAAGACCAGCCUGGCCAACAUGGCAAGAACAUGUCUCUAUUAAAAAUACGAAAAUUAGCUGGGCGUGGUGGCAGACGCCUGUAAUCCCAGCUACUCGGGAGGCUGAGGCAGGAGAAUCGCGUGAACCCGGGAGGCGGAGGUUACAGUGAGCCGAGAUCGCGCCAUUGCACUCCAGCCUGGGCAACAAGAGUGAAACUCCGUCUCAAAAAAAAAAAAAAAAAAGUUUUAGAAUUCUUUCUACACCUGCAUCUGUAGGUUGACCACUUUUCAAGGAUACAGGCUAUUUAACAUUUUGGGUAUAUUGUGAUGUAUUUAAUUAUUUCCCUACCAACGACUCCUUAGGUUGUCAUCCCCCCACCCUUCUUUUUUUGACUUUUAAAACAGUGCUGCAUCCAGAAGUCCAGAGUCGCUGACAGGUCCUCUGUUAUCUAGGUGUUCUCUUCAAGAUUCCAUUUGGUCAUGCAGCCUUGGAGAAAUAGGAAUGGGAUGGAACUUGCCGUGUUUAUAUUUAAUCUCUUACCUUAUAUGCAUAGUGUUUCUUUUGAGUUGCGCAUAAAUAUUCCAUUUUUGUUUUCUACAAAAAAAAAAACAGUGCUGUAUCAAAUAUCUGUAUACAGACAUCUGUGAGCGUAUUUUUUGAGGAUAAGUUUCUAGAAGUAGAAUGGCCAGCUCAAAAGUUAGAUGCUCAUUUUAGGUUUUGAUAAGUCUUGCCAAAUUGUCUUCAGUAAUGUAUAUUUCUACCAAAAUGGUAUAUUUGCACCUGUUUCCUGAAAUGCUUAUCCACAUUCCAUGCUAUCAAUCUUUGGUUUCCCAAUCUGAUUCGGAAAAAAAGAGUUAUUGUUGUGUUACUGAAGAAGCAGCACAGCCUGGUGGCUAAGAGUGCAGGUCCUGGGCUGUGCUGAAUUCUGACUCCAUCAUUGCUUACAUUAGGGAUGUUUUUAUUACCUCAAGAAGUAAGAAAAAAAUGCGACUCAUUUGUCAAAUGGGGAUAGUAGUAUCUCAGUUUCCUCACUUGUAAAAUUAGGAUAAUAGUAUCUUCCUCAUAAAGUUAUGAGAAUAAAAAUAGUUGGCACGUUUAUGUGGUCAUAAAUAUUAAAUAAUAUUAUUAUUAUGCUCUGUGGACAAGACCUGUUUUCUGCUCUGCCCCCUUUCACUUCAGUGUCACUGCUUUCUUUGCCUGUUCUGCUUUGAGUCUGAUUGCAGGCCUGUGAAGUUGUCCCCGUUUGUCAGGUGAGAAAUGAGAAAAUGGUGGGA
Messenger RNA from Gorilla gorilla gorilla (western lowland gorilla), 4360 nucleotides. RefSeq names its product F2R like trypsin receptor 1 (gene F2RL1). Gene Ontology annotation, biological process: blood coagulation; positive regulation of Rho protein signal transduction; phospholipase C-activating G protein-coupled receptor signaling pathway. The record is from RefSeq and is a predicted model, not a curated record. Bases 197 to 1390 code for a protein of 397 amino acids. Lineage: Eukaryota; Metazoa; Chordata; Mammalia; Primates; Hominidae. Gene Ontology annotation, molecular function: thrombin-activated receptor activity. The transcript is spliced from 2 exons. Gene Ontology annotation, cellular component: plasma membrane.